GCGCAGGUUGAUUCCCGAUAUUGCGUUAGGGGAAAAUCUGAGCAAAGGCGAGUCGACUAACUGAGUGCGAUUGUGGGGGGGGGCGCGAGUCGUGUUGGGGGGCGAGGAUGCUGCGCAGAAUCGCUGGCUGAUGCCACGGCUCAGAUGCAGAUGUGCGCCGUUGCGCGCGCGCUGCUGAGUGGAAGUCGCUGCGCAAGGAAUGGCUGCCCGGGGCCUGGGUGCCGGCGGCGGCUCGUCGGGAGAGCGGGGUGGCCAACUACCUAGGCCCUCGUGACAGAGGUCGGGAUAAAGUUAAGGUAGGACCAAGAUGCGGUGGCUCUCCCCAGCGCCGUUUUUGUCAUCUGUUAGUAUUUUGGCGGAGAACUGGUUCUUUUUUUAUUCUAGAAAGAUGGGUUUGUGUCGUCCGAGCUCCGAGACUGGGCUACCUAAUUUUCCAGAACUCCGGAUCGCACUUGGGCACCGGACCGAAGAUCCAUCUUUUAUCGUUUGGCUACUAUUUCCCCCAUACCUUUUGUGCAGGGUUUUCAAGCCCCGGACAACACAGGGACCGCGAGCGACCUCUCCGAGGUCAAAUCGUGUUGGCCGGGCGUCGUUCGGAGGCGUAGCGGCAGCUUGGGCAGCAAUGCUCCAGCAGACCCCCGAAUUUUCCUGGAUGAAGGCCGCAAGCGAGCGCGCUAUGGAUCGCGGAGCCUGUGAGAGCGACUCAACGCAAAAGCUGUCACGAUGCGAAACCGGCGGUCGGCGCAAAGCGCCCGAGGAUUUUAUGGGUACCAGCUUCAUGCUGUGCCAGGGCAGAUCGUGGUGAUGGUUGAGUUGUCCAUCGCAUCAGCAGUGCGCAUCAGAGCAGAGAAGGGCCUGCGCGGAGUCUCUGGCGUCCCACAAAGGCCCGAUGUUCAUGAUGAGCUACGACGAAUCAGGGCCCCGGCUGCCACCGAAAAAGUCGGGGGCCUG
This is a messenger RNA of Chaetomium fimeti, 951 nucleotides long. RefSeq lists its product as uncharacterized. The transcript has a single exon. The record is from RefSeq and is a predicted model, not a curated record. Lineage: Eukaryota; Fungi; Ascomycota; Sordariomycetes; Sordariales; Chaetomiaceae. Bases 308 to 805 code for a protein of 165 amino acids.